Molecule: messenger RNA, 845 nt
Organism: Eutrema salsugineum
Lineage: Eukaryota; Viridiplantae; Streptophyta; Magnoliopsida; Brassicales; Brassicaceae
Product: ribulose bisphosphate carboxylase small chain 3B, chloroplastic
Exons: 3
Coding region: 66-614 (182 amino acids)
Source: RefSeq, a predicted model, not a curated record
AGAUGCAAUUCGCUCUCAAACUGAUUGCACACAGAAAAAAAGUGGUCUAAAGAGGAAGAGAGAUCAUGGCUUCAUCGGUUGUAUCAUCGGCAGCGACAUUUUCCGGCGUGAACCGGAUUCCAACUCAGGCCAACAUGGUGGCUCCAUUCACCGGUCUUAAGUCAUCCGCCGCCUUCCCUGUGACCCACAAAACUAACUUCGAUAUCACUUCAUUGGCUAGUAACGGUAGCAAAGUCCAUUGCAUGCAGGUGUGGCCACCGGUUGGAAAGAAAAAGUUCGAGACUCUCUCUUACCUCCCCGACCUGAGCGAGGUGUCUUUGGCUAAGGAGGUCGACUACCUUCUCCGAAAUAAAUGGAUUCCUUGCGUUGAGUUCGAGUUGGAGCACGGGUUCGUGUACCGUGAGCACAAUAAGUCACCGGGUUACUACGACGGACGUUACUGGACAAUGUGGAAGCUUCCAUUGUUUGGAUGCACAGAUUCGUCUCAAGUGUUGAAGGAAGUUGAGGAGUGCAAGAAAGAGUACCCCAAUGCCUUUAUUCGUAUCAUCGGAUUCGACAACUCGCGUCAAGUCCAGUGCAUCAGUUUCAUUGCCUACAAGCCUCCCCACUUCUAAAUUCACUCUCCUUGAUUGAAACCAAACAUUUUCUUUUAUUCCAUUCUUUUUUCUUGUUUGAUUUCUCCAUUUAUAUGUCUGUUACUUCUUGUUUUGACCGGAAGAAAACCGAUAAUUCUACACCGGUUCGAACUUCUAGCAAAUCGAGUAUUAGACCGAACCAAAGCAAGUUAAAAAUUGGUUAAAGUUAGGUAUGCCGACUCUUUAUCAAACCAUACCAAACGGAAUCCA